Molecule: messenger RNA, 870 nt
Organism: Hippopotamus amphibius kiboko
Lineage: Eukaryota; Metazoa; Chordata; Mammalia; Artiodactyla; Hippopotamidae
Gene: CTRC
Product: chymotrypsin C
Exons: 8
Coding region: 1-810 (269 amino acids)
Biological process (GO): proteolysis
Molecular function (GO): serine-type endopeptidase activity
Source: RefSeq, a predicted model, not a curated record
AUGUUGGGCAUCACGGUCUUCACCGCGCUCCUGGCCUACGCCUCCAGCUGCGGGGUCCCCAUCUUCCAGCCCAACCUAUCAGCCCGGGUGGUGGGAGGAGAGGACGCCAUUCCCCACAGCUGGCCCUGGCAGAUCUCCCUCCAGUACCUCAAGGAUGACACGUGGAGGCACACCUGCGGGGGCACCUUGAUCACCCCCAAUCACGUCCUCACAGCUGCCCACUGCAUCAGCAACACCCUGACCUACCGCGUGGGCCUAGGGAAGAACAACCUGGAGGAGGCGGAUGAGGCAGGCUCCGUGUACGUGGCCGUGGACACCAUCUUUGUCCACGAGAAGUGGAACUCCUUCCUAAUUCGCAAUGACAUUGCCCUUAUCAAGCUGGCGGAGACCGUGGAACUGAGUGACACCAUCCAGGUGGCCUGCCUGCCGGAGGAGGGCUCCUUGCUGCCUCAGGACUACCCCUGCUACCUCACUGGCUGGGGCCGUCUCUGGACCAACGGCCCCAUUGCCGACGCGCUGCAGCAGGGCCUGCAGCCUGUGGUGGAUUACGCCACGUGCUCCCGGUGGGACUGGUGGGGCGCCACGGUGAAGGACACCAUGGUCUGCACCGGGGGAGACGGCAUCACCUCAGCCUGCAACGGGGACUCGGGCGGCCCGCUGAACUGCCAGGCGGAGGACAGCGGCAUCUGGGAGGUGCGGGGCAUUGUCAGCUUCGGCUCUGGGCUGAGCUGCAACACCUACAAGAAGCCCACGGUCUACACCCGCGUGUCCGCCUACACCGACUGGAUCCAAGAGAAAUUACAGCUGUGAUUCAUCCCUGGGAGCCAAGGCCGCAAAUCCUGGCAACCACAAUAAACCUCCUUCCCCCUC